AUGGAUGCAACAAAAAGACUGGAAUAUGUGAAACGUGUGCAGUGGGGUACACCAAACAAGCUGUCGACAGUGUUCAAUGUCAGUUGUGUAAUUUAUACGAUCCUGAUUGUUCAACUUGUUCACAAACUACAAGAAAAUGCACAAUGUAUAAUUGGCAAAUACCCAAAUACAUCAUCACCAUUUUCUUGUACGUUUUGCCACUCCACUUGUGUGUAUGAUUGUUCACCUAUAACGGGAAAUUGCAUCACUUGUAUCGAUGAUCAAUACACAAUCAACCCAUCAAACCCAAAACAAUGUCAAACUUGUUCAGGAUUUGAUAACAAUUGUAUGAGUUGUUCAACAACAGAACGGAAAUGUUUAGAUUGUAUGUAUGAUCAACAAAAGUGUAUAACUUGUACAUCAUUUGACGCAAACUUUAUAACAUGUGAUUCAACAAGUUCAAGAUAUUGUUAUAAAUGCAAAUCGGGUAUGUACCCUGAUACAUCCAUUGGUAAGUGUAAACCAUGCGAUUCUUCGUGUGGUGGUAGUUGCGACACAACAAAUGGAAUUUGCACAAAUUGUGUUCCUGGUAAAGUUUUCAGUGAUCCGGAAAGUGAUAUAUGUGUAGAUUGUUCAACCUUUGAUUUAAACUGUGCCGAAUGUGCUUCGAAUGGAGAAAGAAAGUGUGUUAAAUGUCGAGAAAAUAGUGGGUUUUAUCUACUCAAUGGAAUAUGUAUUCCUUGUGAUUCAACUUGUAAACCAAAUACAUGUGACUCGACAUCUGGAUUUUGUUCACAAUGUUUGUUAAAUUACACAGUAACUUCUCCAAUAUCAAAAGUAUGUGUAAAAUGCUCUGAAUUUGAUUCAUACUGUUCAAAAUGUGCAGUUGAUUUCACAAGAAAAUGUGAAUUGUGUUCAAGUGGAAAAUACCCAAAACCAUCCGAAAACUAUAAAUGUGGUAAUUGUGACCCUACAUGUGGAGGUCAAUGCAAUGGUACAACAGGUGUGUGUACUGGUUGUUCAUCGAAUUACGUCUUUACAACUACAGACAGUUUCGUGUGCGAUUCGUGUUCAUCAUUUGAUUCGAAUUGUCUGACGUGUGACUCAACAUAUCAAAGAAAAUGCAGUGUGUGUCGAACAAGUGGGAUGUAUCCAAGCGACUCAACAUACAAAUGCAUCGCAUGUGAUACAACAUGCAAUGGUAACUGCGAUCAAACAACGGGCAAGUGCACUGCUUGUAUCAACAAUUACGUAUUUGAAGCGACUAAGAGUGGUGUUUGUGUUGCUUGUAAAUCGUUUGAUCCAAGUUGCAAAAUCUGUUCACCUGAUUACAACAGAAAAUGUGUUGAGUGUGAAAGUGGAUUCUAUCCAAAUGCUAGUGGUGUUUGUGUUAGAUGUGACACAACCAUCACAAAUUGUCGUACGUGUAAUUCGAAAGAAAACAUUUGUUUUACAUGUAAUGAUCCAUAUUAUUUGUCAAAUCAAACUUGUUUGAGUUGUACUUCUGGAAGUUAUAAAAACACAAAAACAUCAUGUGAAAAGUGUUACAUUGGCAUCCCAAAUUGUCAAUUGUGUUCAACAAAAACUGUUGGAAUUCCUGUUUAUACAACAUGUUAUUCACCAUACCAGAUUAAUUCUGAGUUAAAUGUGUGUGAUUCCUGUACAGCAAACAAAAGUUACAACACAACAACAAAGAAGUGUGAAAGUAAUGGAAAUGGGUGCGCAACUGUUGUGGGUCAAGAAAGGUGUUUAAGUUGUUCAGAUGGAUAUUAUCUGUCAAAUAACAAGUGUGUGUCAGCAACCAACUGUGUGUCCAAAUCAACUCUUUCAAAAGUGUCAUGUGACUGUUCGUAUCAAAUAUCAGUUGGCUCAGAUUGCCAAAGCACUUUAUUAAAAUGCAAAUAUCAGAAAAACUACAAAAAUCAAAAAGAAUGCAUUCAAUGUGAAGAUAAUUAUGUUGUUAAUGAUAAAACUUGUCAAAAUGUAGUUAAUAUAUUAUCAUUGAGAAACGGUGUCAUUUAUAGAUGCGAAAAAAGUAAAUAUUUGAAUGAAAAUAAUCAAUGUGUGAAAUGUAAAAACAACUCUUCGAUUUGUAUGAAUUACAAUUUUAACAUUACAAUCGUGUCGUGUGCAGAAAACAAAGUUUAUAACAUUGAAACAAUGAGCUGCAAUAGUGAUAACAAUUGUUUAAAAUAA
This is a messenger RNA of Entamoeba invadens IP1, 2175 nucleotides long. RefSeq lists its product as hypothetical. NCBI's taxonomy places the organism in Eukaryota, Evosea, Mastigamoebida, Endamoebidae. The transcript is spliced from 2 exons. Bases 1 to 2175 code for a protein of 724 amino acids. The record is from RefSeq and is a predicted model, not a curated record.